UGUAAAGAGAAGAAUGGAAUGCGGUGGAAAGCUUUAUGGCGCGGCAAGCCCAUCCCCACCCUGAAGUCACCGGUCCAGGUGACCGGCUAUAAAGACUCAGCGCCGCCUCCGCCCUCCACCUGUCGUCCAGGAGCCUCUUCCCGUCUCUCCGGCCCCUCAACCGUCCGGUAAGAUUUAAUUUACCUCCCGGAAGGAGGUGCAGCGUGUCGUUACCACCUCUGUUAACGGGAGUCACAGCGAACUCUUUCUCCACCGGCAGAUCCCCAUCAUGGCCGUGACCAACCAACCGGGCCGCUACGCGCCCUCCGAGUUCCAGACCGGCCUGUGUGACUUCUGCGACGACUGUGGAACCUGCUGCUACGGCCUGUUCUGCUACCCGUGUCUCGGCUGCUCCAUCGCCAGCGACAUGGACGAGUGCUGCCUGUGCGGUAUGAGCACUGCCAUCCGCGGUGUCUACAGGACCAAGUACAACAUCAACGGGUCACUGUGCAGUGACUUCAUGGCGGUCUAUUACUGCUCGAUCUGUGCCGUCUGCCAGCUGAAGAGAGAUAUCGACCUCAGGAAGAAGCAAGGCAUCUUCUAAAUAGAUUUUGUCAAAACACCAGACAAGUUGUACAUUUACUGGAUCGCUGUUCCCACUGAAGCAUUUGUGCAUUUAGCCCAAUCUCUCUCUCUCUCUCUGAUUAGGAUGUGAAUAAAGGUAUUCCAGAUGACGUGGCCAUUAGCGGUGCUGUAAAAUGACAAUAAACUUUAAUCUUCUGAGGGAAGGGACAUAAACCUGGGACACUCCCUGAGAGUGGAAAACAGCAUCAGGAUUUACUGCUUGGGUUAUAUAAUAAAAAUGGUCAUCUGAUGUGCCAGUUGACAGGAUGUGGGUUGAGUGUCAUUAAAGGUGUUCUUGAACAAAAUAAAACUCUUAAUUUUAAUUAAA
This is a messenger RNA of Pseudoliparis swirei, 931 nucleotides long. It is a transcript of the gene plac8.2, whose product is annotated as placenta associated 8, tandem duplicate 2. The record is from RefSeq and is a predicted model, not a curated record. Gene Ontology annotation, biological process: positive regulation of transcription by RNA polymerase II. NCBI's taxonomy places the organism in Eukaryota, Metazoa, Chordata, Actinopteri, Perciformes, Liparidae. The transcript has 4 exons. Bases 269 to 583 code for a protein of 104 amino acids.